This is a messenger RNA of Synchiropus splendidus (mandarinfish), 16652 nucleotides long. RefSeq names its product cullin-3-like. The transcript is spliced from 14 exons. The record is from RefSeq and is a predicted model, not a curated record. Lineage: Eukaryota; Metazoa; Chordata; Actinopteri; Syngnathiformes; Callionymidae. The coding region runs from base 13793 to 15817 and encodes 674 amino acids. Gene Ontology annotation, cellular component: Cul3-RING ubiquitin ligase complex. Gene Ontology annotation, molecular function: ubiquitin protein ligase binding. Gene Ontology annotation, biological process: ubiquitin-dependent protein catabolic process; protein ubiquitination.
UCAUUUUGCUAAGAUACUUCUCCUUGACAGUAUGUAUGAGUGGAAAACUGCGCACCUUUUUCUGACAUUGUUUAUGACGUUUCAAGUUGGUAACCAAAUAUAUGGUACCACUGAAAACCAUGGAGACAAAUACUGCUUCAUUUGGUACCUGGCCUUGUUUAUAGAAGUAUUUUAAAUAAGAAGUUUUAGGCCAAAAAUAAGUCUCCAAUUACAAUGAAAUACUGUUUCACCAAAGCCGCGCGGCAAGAAACAUGUAUAUAGGAGCGGCUUGCACUGGCUCAACAUUAACAGGAAACAGGAUGAAGAGUCUGAACACAAUCCUCCUUUUUAAUUUUUGAAAGUUAUUUUCAGCAUGAAUCUUCUCUAUGGUUUUUGUUCUUCGCAAACACAAGGCACAAACAUUAAGCCAUGAAACUGGCUUUCAGCAGUACAUCCAUUUUUACCUUACUUUUUGGUUUCACAAAGCUGCUUGUUUGAAAUGGUCUUUCUGCUUAGAAUACAAAGGGUGUUUCUUUACUCUUUAUAAAUACACAAAGCCGUUCAUGUGCAAUAUCAAGGAGCACGAACAUCUUCUGUCAGCAAAAUUUGGGGGUUAAAUUGAUAUGUGGUAGAACACCUUUGUAAAAUGCUCGGGCUAAAUGGUUCUCAGGGACCUCUGCUCAGGUGCAACAGUAGAAAACACUGUAAUUCUACACCCCAGUACGACCCUCCACUGUGGUGUUCAUCGAGUCCACAACCUCAUGAGUAUUGAUAACAGCUAUGUCUCAAGAUAUGACUCGAGCUCUUGCUUGAUUUGGGUUGGAAAACACAGGUUUGCCUCAAACAUUAAACUUGCGUUUUUAUUUUGCUGGUCUGUUGCGAACAGUCAACUGUUUGAGUUUUUUGGAAGUUAAUAAAGGUUGAAAGUCUCUAUAUAUUUGCAAUGCAACAUCACAUUGACGUUUUUGCACGUGUAAUAAAAGUGUGAUAAAAGUGCGCUCGACUGACACCUACAGGUCUUUCAAGCUAAUAUAAGUUUACAUAUACAACUGACCAAGAAGGUUUCAGUUUUAUGGAAGUGAUCUCGAACUAGAAUUCUUCUGGAACAGCAAUGUAACAUAACCCUUAAUAACCCCUGGGUUAUUCAAACUUUCAAGUUGAGUGAAGCUAUUUUCUGACAGGACGUGACCCGAUCAGAGAGUGAGGACUGUAGAAAAUGAUUCUAUUCCAUUUAUAGUUUUCAUGUGGGUCAGUUCGACAUCACGCGCUCUUAUUUUUAAGUCAUAUGUUUGUGGAUUUAUUUUUAAUGUGACCAAAAGGUCUCACUUUUGACAAGAUAGUGACAGUUUUGUCUUCGCAUCUUCGAACAGGAAAAAGCACAGCAGGCAUUUAUCUGGACUUAGUGUUGUUUUAAGAGGCGACACUUGUCUCCAGAGUCAAAAUCCAUCUCUUUCUAGUCUCUCAAAGGGGCUCUUUCACUGGGUCAUCCAGUCAGUGAGUAAUGCCACUCAUGUACCACCGUGACAAAAGCUGGAGGGGGUGGGAGAAGAGGGGCGGUGGGCUUCCACUGGGAGCCACAGGCAACACCGAGUCUGGACCAAGGAGCUUCAUUUCACAGGCGGUGUGAGGCUUAAAGCUGAAGAUUACUUUGAAAUGUGCUUCCCCUCCACCAAACUUGGGCUCUCCCUCCAGCCGUCACUCCUGCUCCCAGAGAAAUAAAAAGAUGUUGCUAAAGAGCUGGGGUUGAGUCGGGAGUAGAUCCUCUUUGAUGACAGAGAAAGAUCCUUUUGUUCUCUAAUCCCAGCACAAGCACUGCCCCUCCUGAUCCAAAAUCCAAGUGGACGUGGAGGGGCUUCAUUAGCAGUCAGGGGCUCAACAGUUAUUAGUUUACCUGUUGGAGUGAAGUGAAACACUCGUGGCUUUGAUGCUCUGAUUUCUACUUCCAAUUGUCAGGCUUUCAUUACGUUCACAGCUCCAGGCUCAUGGACUUUGGUUCGGCUUUAGAGCACUUUGUCAUUUCGGAGCAUCAAAUUAAAUGAACUUUCAAAUUGAAUAAAGUGAAAAUAUUGAAGGAAAACAUAUGUUAUUAAGAAUUCAUACGAGCAAAUUUCUUAUUACAGUACACAGUGAUCCGAUACCUUUGUACUGCUAGACCAGUAAAAAUACAGUACAAGUGUGUUUAACCCCAGUGUUGCUAGCAGCAGUAGUAAUUGAAGUAGUUGUAGCAGUAAUAAUAGCUGCAGUAGGAGGAGGAGGAUGUAAAAUACCGCUAAUAUUAGCAGUACUAGGAAUUGGAGAAGUACAACUAUUUGUAGUGGUAGUCAUCGUGGAAGUAGAAGAAGCAGCAGCUGGGGUAAAAGUGGGCAAUGUACUUGAAAUUUUAGAGGUCGAGGUAGUAGUUACAAUGUAAUUACAAAUUAGAUUAGCAGUAGCAGAGUAGGAAGUAGUCGUAGGCUAGGCUUUAAUACAAAAAACAUUAUUUGUAUGCUUCUUUUUGAUUAUAAUAAACACAUCAUCCCUCAAAUGACCACAAUGUUCUUGCUCACAAGUACCAGCUUUUUCCACAAGGUGUUUUCCAACACCGUACGCAUGGUUUCAGGUCCAAUAACGACUAGACUGUAGCCCUUAAGUUCAUGAAUUUUUUUCUAGGUUUAUUUAGGCCGCCUUCUCAAAAAGUCUGAUGCUAUCCCAUCAGGUGAACGUGGUGGUAAAUUUUUAUUUUUUUAUUUUUUCAUGUUCACCAAAAUUUUCGGUCUCCCUUCCUGUGUGUGCGGAAGCUUCAUCCAGUUGGAACCAUCAUCUUUGACCCCUUGAUUACUUCCUCAAAAACAUAUAUAAACUAUAUUGUCAAAUACAAUACAACAAUAUUUUUUCUUGAAUUUAAGAAAUGUAUAUUUGUAAAAAGCAGUUUUUAUAUUCUUCAGUCGUUCAGUACUCGUCCUACUGGAGCGGUGGUGUCAGUGUUAAUAGUCACAGAAGCUUGAGUUUGUUGUAGCACAGCAUUAGAGGUAGCUGUAAUAGCAAUUGUACAGUGCAUGUGAUCAACAUAGGGUGAGUACCCUGUUGGUGUGGCUCUUCUCAAAACAGGUAGAAUUUUACAAUGCCAAUGAAACGCCCUCACAAUGUACUCACGGGAGAAAAAAAGAAAAACAAAGUUUGAGAAGUUUGCACUUGGCCAGUUGGUGAUGUCAGUCAUCAUUCAGGAAAACAAACAAGGUAUGAUGUUCAGAUUCAAGGAUGUUUUAUUGACAUUCCAGUUCAGUAAGAAAUCUGAGGCCCAAACUGAAGUCGUUGACAGCAAAAUAGGAGCAUUCACUACCAUAGAAAACAUAUAUCAAUGAUAAGACCGAAGAUAAUAUAUAUAAAUAUAUAUAUAUACUUAUAUAUAUAUUUUAUAUAUAUAAGUAUAUAUGUAUAUAUGUAUGUACCCUAUUAACAUUUAUCUUUUAGUAUGUAUAACAAAAGUUUAUUUAUUAACUUUUGUUUUCAAAAAACUAUUUUCAUUUAAAAAAUAUUUUCCAAAAACUAUAACAAUAAACCAACAGACUACUCAACAGUGGCAAGUUAAUUGAAAUACGUGUGAAGUCAGGAAAUCAUAAGACCCGGGUCAAAGGUCACCAGAGGUGUUUUCCUUGCGAACAACCUUUAGCUAUUAAGCUUGCCGUCCAGGAAGAAUGGGGUCACUGAAAGACAGACAGUCGCAGGGAUACAUUUCCUCCCUUCCUGCCCUGCUCCAUGAUGUUGCACAAGUGUGUGCAAAGUGUGUCUUUGAGUCAUUAUCAGAUUGGACACACAUAUUUGACAGGGCAGAUGAAAGUGUUCCUUUCGGUCACAACAUCUGUCCUGUCAGGAUGACCUCCAACUCAUCGCCCGAGGAAGCGAUUAUCUGGAGAGACACACUGGGGCGUCAUGUGGUUGUGUUGUCUGUGUGUGCGUCAAAAGGGACUGCACUGCCUUAAUUUGUGUGACAGCUUUAUGUAUUUGCAAGUUAUGUCGCACUAUAUGGCCUUCUUCAUUUGGUGAUAUUAACCUCAUAUUCUGCGUAUAUAUAUAUAUAUAUCAGAGAAAGUUUACUUUACAUUAGAGGGCUGGGCAUCAUAUCAUACAAGACUGAAUUGAAUUUUGCAGAAUAAACAAAUAGUAUGCUUAUGCAAAAUAAAGGGAGCUUUAUUUUCUGUUGAGGUGUAGGGCAGCCAUAUUGGAAUACGGCCAACAGCAUCUUCAUUAUAUAUUAUUAUUUAGUUAUGACAUAUUAUUCCAAAUGAGGUUGAAAAUAACGUCCAAAUGUACCUGGAUUAAUGGUCACUAGAGAGAGGCCGAGUUGCCUGGUUGCAUGAUGAUGAUGACCAGUAGGCUUCAUCUUCCUUAGUAAAGCCACUGUUCAUGUCAAAGUCAUGAACUUUGGUUUUAGACGGCCUGCUUCAGUCAAACGUAGAAGAUGCGCUGCUACUCUAGCACCCUCUGCCGAGAAGAGUGGAGAAUGCAGUGUGUAAUGUAGGAUUUUAAAAGAUACGUAGGUGGAGGGAUAACGUCAGCCUUGUUUGUUUUGUUUUGUUUUGUUUUGUUUUUUGUUAGGAGGAGCCACAGAGAGAAGCUUGGGAGAGUUUCCGGUCAUGUUCAGAAUCAGGUAUUUUUUCUUUUUUUUUUGUGAAGAAUGUAGCUAUUAAAUAUAGCAGACCCCAUAUUGAUGUAUUAGCAGCUACAACAAACAACUCCUCAGCCCCAUCUCGCUCAUAAUUUUGACUUUUUUUCCGAUUUGCUCAACUGUUUUAGUUGACCACGUUCAUCUUGUUUGUUUUUUUUUUAAUUCAGGCAGACUUAAAGAGACCAGUGGUGCAUGCUCACAUGGUUGCUCGUAUUUGUCACCUACACCACCAAAUACCUGUAGACAUUCUUGUCUGGGAAAACAUUAGUUUUUUCUGCAAGCUCUGUGACACUCUACCACGGUCCAGUGCGGAGACAGGAAAGGUUUUACACCUCAAUAUGAAGAAAAAUCAGCCAGUAAAUGUAGCUAACGGGACACGUCUGCAUACAGAGGCUGCGUUAUACACAAUAACAAAGUGCGUCGUGGGUCAGCUGAUCGGUCCGCGCACGUUAUGGUUUUUCCGGCUUUUUUCGGGGGCAUUCGAGUUCUGGAUUUUCGUUCAAAAUCCGAAGGAAAAAAAUCUCAAAAUUUUUUCGAACUCCCGAUUUGUUUGAAUUCGGGGACGUUCGAAAACUGUAGCACUGUCCUCAUUUUCAUUUUGAGUGUUCUUUGGAGGGUUUGUGUGGACCCCCCAUUUGUCGCUAAUAUAAGCGAAACGGGUGAGUGACGCACCUGGAUUCGUAGAGCUUAGGUUGCCUUCAGGUAACUACUAUUUACAUCAACUUUUUAUUUCAUCUCAUUGCCCAUUCACGUUUGACAUCUUUUCAAUAUUCAUUUUUCAUUUUUCCUCAUUUUAAAUUUGAUCCCGACAAGGUGAAACUCAAGUAUAUAUUUCAUUUUAGGAUGAUUGAAUUUGGGGUGAUAAAAGCUGGAGGUUCACUGCUUGCAAUGAAAAAAGAUUUCACACCAUUUAUCCGCUUGCAGGUUGGUUUUCUGGUCGUAGGAGAAAACCGGAGUCCCCGGAGAAAACCCACGCUUCUUUGAACGUCUGCUGUGUUUGAGUAAAACACAAAUACUCAGCAUUCUUUUUUUUCCAGGGUCAUGUCGGAGUGCUGAACAAGAGAACAUUUUCCUGUCUUCCCCUUUGACGUUUGAUCAAGCUGAGACACGCUCUGACUCUCCUGGACGUCACAGCCUCUUUACCUGCAUGUUUUUGGUCUGUAGGGGCAAACCGGAGUUCCCGGAGGAAACCCAUGCAGACACAGACGAAGGAAAGGCUGUGGCCACUGAAAGUCAGCAGUUACGGGCCAGUCUUGUGGCCUCCUGAGUGUCUGCGUGUGAGAAGCCACUGAAAGAGAUAUGGGGUGUCACGAGAAGGUGGAUCAAGGAGAGGUUUUCAAGUGAGUUGGCAUUUUCUAUUUGCUCCAGGAGCCUUUAGCUGACACUGAAUAGGAUGUCUGGGUUUGGUAACACUUUUUAACGGCACUUCAAGUGCAUCACAAAAUUCCACAUCAACAGUAUUGAAGGGUUGAUGAGGUUUCAUGAAACAAUGUCUUGAUUUUCUGAGGCCACCAGAUGGCACUGUCUGCCGUAUAAUGUUUGGUCUUGAGAAACUCAACAGGGCUUUACUGAUUUUAUGAUGAAAACCAAAACGUAUUGGAAACUACUCAAUAUUUGUGUGUUGUACAAUUAAAAAUCGAGUAAACUUCAUGUGCAUUUUUAUAUAUAAAACUAUAUAUCAAUUCAAUUAUUGAACUAUAUUGUAACACUAUUGGGCAUUUCACUGUUUAUUAUCCCUCAUAUUCAUUGUUUUUUAUUAAUAGUCAUGUGGCUAAAAAUACAUAAUUCUCUACACAAACAUGGGCUUUUGUAUGUUUUCACAUAUUCAUUAACUUAUAAAAAAACAAGCUUUAAAUAAUGAAAUAAAACUAAUAAUAUGACACAAAUUAUUAGGAUUUAAUCGUUUUGUCCAUAUUUUAAUAUUCAUUACAUUUACAGAAAAUGAGGCAUUAUUUUGUGUCCCCUCUUGUGGCUGUGACACAACAGAACUGGUUUAGAUUCUUACUGCCAUUUGAUCUGUCGGCAACAGUUUUGAAACCUUUGCUCAACAUCGCCUUUGCAAUUCCUUGUCCUCACAAAAACAUAGCUAUGACUGGUGAUGGGUAGAUGAGGCAUCAUGAAACAGUAUUGCUGGGUUGAUGAAACAGUGUCCUGAUUUUCAUGGGCCACUAGAUGGCACUCGUGGUUUAGAAAUGAUGUGAGGCUGUGAGACAGUGCCACCUGGUGGCCUCUGAAAAUCAGGACACUGUGUCAUGAAACCUCAUCUACCCUUCAAUACUGUGUCACAAACCCUCAAUUCCCCAUCACAAACAAUAAUUCAAAGAUGGCGUACGCGUCCAAACUAGAUCAAAGUGUGGACUGACAAUGGACUGCGUUCAGAAUGGUGCGACUUUCAAAGGGGAACGCUGGAGGUAAAGGGGUGCCACGACAAUGUUUUCAAAAAGUGGUUGUUUUGUUUUGAUGAAGACGUGACAGCAGGACAUCCGAAACAGAACUUGUAUGGAUACAGCCGACACCAUCUUUGUGUGACCUUCACAUAUAAUGUCCUCACAAGAUUAGAUUGUGAUCAAGACUACACACCAGUUAGUAUCUUGACUCUGUGCAGUUUAGAGGCAAACUGGUCAUUGACUGUGAACUCAUGAUCCUUCUCAACCUCUUUGGACCUGGGCUCUUUGAUGAGAACUCUCUGUGUCUGUUUCCCACACGCCAAAGACUGAAGCGCUCGCACCAACUCCCGCUCUGGGAUGUCCGUCUCUUGCUGGAUCUCCUGCAGUUUGGAAAUAACAGAUUGAUUUGAAGUUAAUCAUCAGAAGAGAGGUGUAGAAGGUUGUGCACCUCAAACGUCCACUUGUCUCUGUUGUUGAAGAGCAUGAGGAUGGUCAUGUGGAAAGUGGAGACCUGCAGAAUGUGCUUGCGGGUGUUGUUGCCUGUCACCUGGGCGCCUCCCACACCCACAUCAGAACCGUCCUCCUUUAAAACAGACAUUGUUCAGCGACUCUGAAGAAUACACUUAGAACCCUUGUUCCAAGUGACACACACCUUCACUACGACUCCAUAGAACAUUGCAUUUAAAUCUGCGCUACCCAUAUGAUGCUGCAGGGUGAGCCGCCGUCCGCUGUGUUUGGCCAGAUAAAACCUGAAAGAAAUGUUGGAGAUGGUGGUAAUGGAGAAUAGGUGUGACUCAAGAUAGGAUCAAAUCGGAGUGGCUGACUUGCUGUGGCAACCCUUGAUGGGAAAUAAAGUAAAACCUAUUGUCAGACCCACUUACAUCCUGAACACUUCAAACGCGUGUCGAGGAGAAGAGUGGAUGUUGCACCUCGGCGUGGCCAACUGCACCGGCCAGAAACCAGUUGUGAGAACUCUGACUGUGAGAUCUACACCGCUGAGUGACGUCUGUGGGAGACAUUUGCUAGGGUCAUGCAAGCCUUUUCGCAUUAGAGAAUCCUGUAACAAACUCACUGAUGUGGACUGAAUAUGCUGCCUGAACUCGUCCAUGGUUGUGACGGAGACGCACAUGUCUCGAAACAUCCCCUCCAGUUUGGACGUAAACUGGCACCCACAUUCCGUCUGCAAAUACGUCCAAAAACAGCGGUCAGAGAAUAGUUGCUAUUUGAGGCAUUAGGAGUGAGAAUGUGUUGGACAAGUCGCAUUGAGUCAUGUACCUGAAGAUGAUACACAGUGACACUUAGGGAUGGGCGAUAACUUGUUGUACACAAUAUACCGCCAAACACAAUCUCCACGAUGACAGUUCUGCAUCUCACAAUGAAUUAGAUAAACACGUGCCACACUCAGAGCAUCGGACCUGCACAUGUGACCGCAACUCCACACUGCGCUCUCCUGCGUUUGACAGCCGACACCGCUGUGUGACAGUUGAGGACAGUGUGGUGGACUUUCAUGAUCGUAGUUGUAAACAUAUUUUUAAUACAGGGAACCUUUCAUAAUGACACUGGUCGACUCAAGAGUGUCUGCACUCAUGUUUAUUUUAUUAGACGGAGUGGUCGUCUGCCUUUGUUCACAUCAACACACGCAGCUCCUGCUGCGCUGGCGCCUCUAUUAUAUUAACUAUUAUAUUUAAACAUAAACAAAUAAUGAUGUUGGAGACAAACUCCUCCAAUAAGUUUCGUCAUAAAACAGUUUCACAAGAGACUGUAGUGUCCAACACGUGGAAUAGAGUGAAAAUGUAUUUAGUAUCGCCAAAUUUACAACAUUUAUCGCGAUAACUUUUUUUGGUAUCGUAUCGCCCAUCCCUAGUGACACUUGGCCAAAGUUGACGUAGAAGACAGCCUUCAGCAACGCAUGUUGACGCAAAAGGCUUUUCAAUUGAAGCAAACGUUUCCCUAUCAGCAGCGUUUCCUGAUGUUAAAGAAUGGCUUGGACAAGGAAGCACAUUGUUGACAAUCAUAUGCACAUUACUCAUGAUGUUACUUGGUCUAUGUGGUACCUCGUGAAUAUGAGCUUUCAGCACCUUACAAGCUCAUUAUCACAAGGUAUGAUAUAUGUCAAGUGUAUACAAGAUUGCUGCCUUGGCCAAUGGCUAAACCCUUGCUACAACUGUUUAGAAUGCGCUGUGAAGCUCUACCAACUGUGUUGGACAUUUUAGGAAACACCUCAGUUUCUUCUAGGUUUUGCAGGCAAAUUUUGAAACAGUCGUGCUACCAACUUCAAUGGAUGAUUUUUCAGAUGUGUUGGUGGAGGUCUGUGCUCUCUGAGUGUUUUUCUAGCUGUGUUUGUUGAAACUUUCACCUUGAGUCGAAGCAACAUGCUCUUCUCCGGGUCGUCCGACACACUCCUGUUGCUGAGGAGUCUGCGGGCUAGAUGCUGACGGUAGUAUCGUUCGAACACGUCCUUCUCCUGCAGGAACCUGAACAACACGACUGACUUGUCAAAAAUAGACUCCAGCUCCUGUUCUGCAGACUGCUCAAGGGGGGAAACGGAGAUCAUGAGUAAUGUUGCACCUCAUCAACAAGUAAUGUCAAUACAGUAUCUAGGUAUCCACAAACCCCUUUCACCCCCUUUUUAAGUUUAUCAUCGAUGAAAAGAGAAAGGUACUCUGGGGAGCGGGAGUUGAGGUUGAGGAAAAACUCAAAAUCUCCGGCGAUGGUUUGUUUAAAAAUCUUGUCGUUGUUGAAGGACCCGAAGAGGAAGGUGUCAAAUUUUGUCUUCAGGUCGAGCAACCCCUGGAAGAAGCAGGACGUUAUGGCAUAUGAAGAAUGUCUUUUCCUCUUCUCAGGAACAUACCUGAAUUAGUUCAACUGGGUUCUUGCUCUUGCAGUCCUCCGACAUGAUGGCCUUCCCCUGCUCCCUCAGGUAGGGACUCAGACAGUCACACAUGGUUUUACGGCCAUCAGGCACACGGCAGAACAUGUUGAACAUGUCUCUCAUUUCUGAAAAGCAACAUGAAGUUUACGCUAGUAGCAAGAGUUUCAAUAGAUUCCAAGCGUCAUGUUCUCAUGCGUCAUUCUUUCGCUUUUGUUACCUUCCAUUAGUCCAUUCUUCAGCAUGUGGACGAGUCCUGAGUCCUCCAUUUCAACUAUGGUCUUCAUGUGCUUAUAAAUCAUCUCGUUCUCCACGACCUUCACGACGAGCUCCUCUGUCAUCUGAUCCAAACAGUGCGUCACUCUGUCGAUCUCCUCCUGGAUCCUGGCCUCCACUUUCUUAAUGUAGAUGAUGGCACUGCAUUCUGGGAGGAGGCUUUGACUUUCCAGCUGAAGAUGCAGGCAACAUCACAAAGACCUUCCUUUGACAGUUUGUUUGUGAUUUAUAAGCACGAUGGAAUGAUACUGACCUGAUAGAAUUCUUCGGAUUUCACUAAGUAGGGCAUCUCAAAACAUUCUUCAUAAACAGAUCUGCUCUCCAGGCCGAGAACCUUCAGCAUGUGACAGGUGUUUCUUAUGGAGCCCCUUUAAAACAAAACAAGAAUUAAAUCUUACGGAGCCCCUUAAAGCAUUUUAAGAUAUUCCCACUAGGGGGCAGCACGUGAUGGUGCUGUGGUGGCCAUGGUGUUGGACAGACCAGUGUCUUCAGUGCGAUUUCCUCCAUCGGCAUGUGACCAUGAGUAUCUGCUUGAUUUCGCAGUGAUGGGUAGAUGAGGUUUCAUGAAACAGUGUCCUGAUUUUCAGAGGCCACCAGAUGGCACUGUCUGCUGUAAAGUGUUUGGACUUGAAUUCAAUGAAACCUCACAGCAUUUUCAUUCCAAGAGCGUCACCUAGUGGCCUCAGAAAAUUAGGACACUGUUUCAUCUACUCUGCAAUACUGUUUCAUGAUGCCUCAUCCAUCCAUCACUAUGACUACGAUUGGGCUAUUCUAUAUAUGCAACAGGUUGGCUGCUGGGUUGGGUGCUUAUUGGGUGCAAAAUUCUCACCACUUAACAUACAUUUCAAUUUUCUUUGUUUUGACUUGAUCGUAAACCAACAUUUGGUCACGCACAAUUUACCUGUCGACAGCUUCUCCUCGCCGUUCUCGCAAGAUCAUGUCGAGAAGAGUGGCUUGUAAGUGAUCUUGUAUAAUGCUGUAGUUGAUCACCUGCACUUUGAAGAUGCUGAGGCCGAGGUUGUACACAUUGUGAUUGUUGCCUUGCUCCAAAAAGACUUUGUCCUGUUUUGUAAAGAGUUGUCCAGUUUUAGAGCGAUAAUUUCAAAGUGCAAUUGUUUGAAUUCAUGUCGCCCCACCAGGUACAUGAGGAUGUCUUUGAUGAGGACCAUGGCAGUCGUGUGGUCGUUCCAUGCUUGAACCAGUGUGUGAAGAAAAUUAUUGUUUAUAGAGUUGAGGAUGUCUUCCCGAACCUGUCGUCAUAAAAGGGCAAAUGAGUAUUUCUAAAAAUGUUGCAUCAUAGUUUAUUGAGAGCAAAUAGAUGAUAAAGAAAAGAACAUCAUGACUAUGGAAAGAAAGUGGAAAUAAUGUAAAAACAGAAUCUGGAAAAAAAUUCAAGUCAAAUAAAAACAUGAAAAUCACUUUUUAAAGUUUAUAUUGACUUGAGAGAAAUUCAGAAAUUAUAAACAAAGAAGUAUAUUAAAUAUUUCAUGAUUAUUUACUUUUAAUUAUUUUGAAAUUAAUUUAUUUUAGUCAAAAAUGUUGAGUUUUUCUGUUUAUUAUAGCUAAUCUAUUUUGAAUGUAAUAAUUUUGGAAAAUGACAUUGUGAAAAAAAAUAUUAUUGAAUGUAUUAAUAAGAAUGUCUAUGUUGCAGGAAAUAAGAUGAGGAAGAGUCGGGUAAAUAAAAGUGAAAUUUGAGCUCGAACAUAAAGCAAGAUUAAUUAAAAGAUAUUGGUAUUUAAAAACAGGAUUUAUGUUGAUGCAAAAUAUUGUUAUUUUCAUACUAUUGUUUUUUUAUGGUAGAAAAAUGGUUUCAUUACUUUUCAUUCUAUUGUUUUUUUUUAUGGUAGAAAAAUGGUUUCAUUACUUUGUUGAUGAGAUGCUCCGUGACCACCUCCUCCAAGCCCGCGUAGAGCUUCUCUCCGUGUUUGUAGCGGACAAUUGUGUAAGUGUUCCGAUACAAAUCAUCAAAAAUGAGCCCAUUGUUGUUCUUAUGGGUCUGUAUCUCCUGGAUGGCGGUCCUGAGAAUGUCCCAAGCAUUCAGACACCUCUCAUCCAUAACUAAAUGGAAAAAAUACAUGUCAAAGUCAGGUUUUGAAUCCAUAUCAAUCUAAGCACAUUUAUACAUAUAAACAUUAAUUGAAUUAUUAUACAUAUUAUUGUGGUUAAUAAGAUCUGAAUUCACUAGAAUUAUUGUCAAUGCUUUAAAUUUGUUCAUCUUUCUUCAGGGACCAGAGGAUGAGAGAGGACGCAGGAAUUAGAGGUGAUAAAAACAGGUCAAAGGGAAGUGAAGAAGACAGUGCCGGGCUGUUUUCAUUGGAAAGGACAAGAUUAGAAACAAAUACAUCAGUUGGGAAAAGUUUGAUGCUCAUGGAGAGCCGGACAUGGAAUGUACGAAAUGUCGGAACAAAGAGAAGAUAAAGAUAGAGGAUGCCCAGGGGGCAAAUGCAGGGAGACAAAGAUCAAGAAGUUUUCCUUCCCUCAGUCCAAAACCAUCUGUAGCUGUUGGCGUUUUCGGUGUGUUUACUGUCGAUAUGUGUCCUGUGAAGGACUUGCGACCUGUGCUGGGUGUCCCUGCCUCUUGCCCCAAGUAGCUGGGAUAGGCUCCAACCCCCUGCAAUUCUGUCAAGCAAAUAAGCUGAAUAUUAGAAAAGUUACAAAGUCAUUUGGUACAGACCAUCUAUGCUUCAUUCUGCAAUCUAAUCUGUAACAACUGUGAAGGUGCUCACGAUAUAAUAAUGCUUUAUUAGACGCGCACAAAUGGUGUCCUUGAUGUGUUUUGCAUGUGAACAUGUAAAGAGUUCUUACCGUAAUAUUAAAUUCUAGCUUCUAAUUAUUUGGGGGUUGUUGUGAUGGUUCCACAGCUACUAUAUAUGAACAUUAAUCCUUUGAUCAUCAAAGGGUUUUUUAAAACAGCCUUUUGACUAAAACAGUUGAAAAGCAGUUUUUGGGAUGAUCUCAUCUGCCAUCUCAAUAUAAACUGAGAAUGUUGGGGUUAUAUCAUUUUCACAUAGAGAGUGCUGUCUCUUUUUAAAAGAUAAAACAGUCGUCCAUGAAGCUCUGCAUGUGAACAGCUGAAGGAAACCAGCACGAGAGGACUCGAGCGUCCUUUGAAACCAGUUUCCUCAAGUUGGUUUUGAACCUGCAUUGACAACUACGCCUUAACAGACAUUCCACCUUUAAACAUGAAUAGUCAAAGUUGAAAGUUUGGGUGAAUAUCAGUGCUUUAAUCUGGUUACAACGGAAUGAAUAUUAGUUUUAGUGUUGCUGGCAUUGUGGGAAAAUGAAAUCUGUCAGUCAAAAGUAUCUGGAAAACGUGAAUACGAGCUAAAUACGAUUUGCAGAAAAAAUGUCAUGACAAGAGGAAAAAAUAAUGGGGGGAAAUUCAGGCAAACAGGCAUGACCCAACUGUGAUGAUAACAAUACUCAAGGAUGCAGUUGUGCAUUGGGGCGUCCUUUGAUCCCAAGAUUAGUAUCAAAGUCUUUUUUUUUACGAAUUUAUUUCCGUAUGUUUUCUCACUCAAUUGCAUUGCUCUUCACUGUUUCUACUGUGUAUGUGUUGUCAGAGCUUCUGCCCCCUGCUGUUCGGCAUCCAGGAGAUAUUUUCCUAGCUGAACUUAUUCACCAGAUUUUUGUGGGAUGGCAGGCGACGUGACAAAUGUGAACAACCUCUGGGAACUCCUGAAAAAUGCCAUCCAGAAAAUCCAGGUUCAGGACAACGAUGGCUUGAGCUUUGAGGAGCUGUACAGGCACGCGUACACCAUGGUGCUCCACAAGCAAGGAGAGAAACUGUACAAAGGUGUGCAGGAGGUCGUCACGGAACAUCUUGCCAGCAGAGUGUUGAAAGAGGUUCUGAAUGCUCCAAACUUUUUGCAAACAAUGAACCAAGCCUGGGCCGACCACAUGAAUGCCAUGGUGAUGACCAAAGACAUUGUCAUGUACUUGGACAGAGUCUAUAUUCAAACCUACAGGGUGCCAAGUGUGUACAACCUCGGCCUCACCCUCUUCAGAGGCUGUAUUUUAGGUGACGUCUGCGUUCAAGACCGCCUCCGUCAAACACUGCUGGACAUGAUCUCACUGGAGAGGAGGGGAGAAGUUGUUGAUAGGAAUGCCAUUAGAAGUGCCUGUAAGAUGAUGGUGACCCUCGGUCAGGGCAGCAGGUCUGUGUAUGAAGAAAACUUUGAAGAAGCCUUCCUGGAUAUGUCGCAACACUUCUUUAAGAUGGAAAAUGAACGAUUUCUUCAGGAAAAGAGUCCAAUUGACAUCAUUAAAAAAGUGGAGGCCAGAAUUCUAGAGGAGACUGAAAGAGUUCAGUCUUGUUUGGACAAAUCCACGGAGGAGCCACUGGUCAGAUUGAUGGAAGAGGAGUUGAUUUCUAAACAUGUGAGGAAUAUUGUGACAGCUGAGAGCUCUGGCCUCAUCCACAUGCUUCAGGAAAACAAAACAGAAGACCUGGCCAGCAUGUACAAGCUGUUCAGUCGAACACAGGGUGGUAUAAAUACUAUGUGCGAGUGUUUGAGUACUUACUUGAGAGACCAAGGAAGAGCUCUCAUGUUGAAGACACUGAAGAACAUGAACCCAGUCACCAUCGUCCAGGGAUUGUUAGAUCUGAUGGCCCACAUGGACCACUUCCUCCUCGAAUCUUUCAACAAUGACUAUGAAUUCAAACAAACCAUUACAAGAGACUUUGAGUAUUUGCUCACCCUCAGUCCUCGAUCGCCGGAGUUUCUCUCCCUGUUCAUCGACAACAAGCUGAGGAGGAGAUUCCAUGGGAUUCCAGAAAAGGAGGUGGAGUGGAACAUUGUGAAGGUCAUGCAGCUGUUCAGAUUAAUGCAAGAUAAAGAAGCAUUCAGGCGUUAUUACAGCCAACAUUUAGCCAACAGGCUGCUCUAUGGCAGAAAUUUCUCAGAAAAAUAUGAAAUGAAGAUUAUAUCUAAGAUGACGGUGGAGGCUGGCGCUGAGUUUACCUCAAAACUUCAGGGGAUGCUGACAGAUAUGAGCACGUCUGUCACCACGAUGGAAGAGUUCAGUCAGCCGUCUUCAGUGGAGCUGACGGUGAAAAUCCUCACAAACGGUUACUGGCCAGUGGAGUUGGAUUUAAACAAAUACAGCAUACCAUCGUCAGUCAGACACAUCUUUGACAGCUUCAGAAAAUUUUACCUCAGCAAACACCCCGACAGAAGACUGAUCUUACAGCCCCACAUGGGCGUGGCUGAUGUGCAUGCAACGUUCCAAAGCUCUGCUCAGAUGGUAAAAACGUUUUCAUUAACGUUCUCAUACACACUUUUCACUGUUGAUGUUCCUCUAUAUUUUGAUCAGGAGGAAGACGUGUCAGAGGAAGACACUGGAGGAACCCAGAUAAGCAGCGCCUCUCAGUACAUAUUGCAAGUGUCCACUCUCCAAAUGAUCAUCCUCAUGCUCUUUAACAAGAGAGAAAAGUGGACGUUUCAGGACAUCCAGCAAAAGCUGAAUGUCAGAAAGUCGCCGUUGAUUUCAGCGCUGCAGUCUUUGGCCUGCGGGAGUCGGAUGCACAACGUUCUCAGCAAAGAGCCAAAAUCCAAGGAGAUCAAGAAAGACCACGUGUUUGUCGUCAAUAAUCAGUUCAGUUCAAGGCGAAGAACAGUCAGAAUUUCAAGUGUCCAAAAUUUACCAAUGUUUUCUUAAAUGCCUUAUUUAUAUCGACUGACAUUUAUUUUUAUACAACAGGGUUUUGUUGAGCCAUUCCAGUCACACAAUUGUGCAGGCUGCAACAUGGAACAUUUGUCCUUCCAUCAGUGAAUCAUUCAAAAACUCCUUAUUAUGCUCCAACUGUCUCAGUCGAAUAUGAAUUUUAUGCGAAAAUAACCUGAUGCAGAUUGCAUUUACUGUAAUGAAACCAAACCAUCGCUGACCAUGACCAAUCGAAACACAUUUACGCCAAAACUAAGCAAUAAAACGUGUCUUAAACUUAGUCAUGUGAUAGAUGCUACUGUCUUUAUCAUUUACUGUCAUGAAACCCAACCAUCGCUGACCAUGUCAUGUCGCUUAAGUGUGAUGAAGAAAGCAGCCCUAGUUUAGUUGCGGUGUCGUGCAAUGCUUCGCCACUAGGUUGUGCUCUUUCACCACACGACAAUUUUCAUUUUCCAGGGCCGCAAUGCCGCAAUCACGACCUGUUAAAAGUCAAAGAUUCAUCCGCAGUUUUGCCAAUAAUUACCCUAAUGGAGCUCAAAGCCCCUAAUCGAAUGUAGUAUACAUAGAGAAGUCCCUGAUCCGUAUUAGGUCAACAUUAUGACUCAUGAUUUCAGUAGCCUGUUUUUGUGUGUCAAGACAAAUAUUUGUACAAUAAUUUCAACAAGGAAAUCAUGCGGCUUUUUGGAAUUCAGUGUACUGGAAAAUAAUGUGUAUAAAUACUUGGACGAAGCUUUAUAGUGUUAUAACGUGAUAUUUGUAUUAAUACAGUAAUAUUGUAUAUAAAAAAAUAUAUAAAAUGGGUGAAACGUAAGCGAAACAUUUUCUGCUU